AUCCAAUCCAUUUCCUCUUCUUCAGUCCUCUGCUUGCAUUGCAGCCAACCAUGCAUUUCAACCAUGGUCCGUCUCGUCCUUCACAUGGCGGGCGAUGCGAUGCCUGCCAGUGUGCAUUUGGCCCCCUCUCCCCUCCUGUCUGUCCCCCACCAUUAUUCCCUCCCUCCCUCCCUUCAUUUUUUGUCUGUUCCAAUCUACCACCAUACUUACUGCACUGCGACCUCACCACACUGAACUCAAGUCAGUAAUACUGCCAUUGUCAAGAGGGAGCUCUAGCUUUCCUUUCCCAAAGGCAGAGGCAGCAGCGUGGCGUGCAUUCACUUCCCUCCCUGUCCAGUACUCCAGUCCAUAACACUGUUGGCUGGGUGCCUGCAUGAAUGAAUUCAGUAGGAGUAGCUCAGUAGGUCGACACACACCAGGUGUAACUUCUUGAGCUUUUCUCUUGCAACAGUACUGGAGUAGCAUAGCAAGCUGCUGCUGCUGAGUAGCUAGGGAGUAGGAGUAGAUAAUAGUAGGCGCGCGUAGGAUGGUGUGGAAGAGCUGGGGCGGCGUCGUGUUUGCGGUUGCGGCGGCGGCGGCGGCGCUCCUGUGCUCCUCCGAUGCUGCCGAUGACGUGGUCUCCGUCAGCUUCUCCAAGACCCCUCCCCGCGUCUCCAGGUCGGCGUCGGCCGUCUUCACCUUCCAGGUCCUGCACACCAAUGGAUCAGGCCCGUGCCAGGAUUGCCUCAUCACCUGCAAGGUGGACGGGGAGAGGGCGUGGGAGUGCGGAAGAAACAGCAGCAGCAGCAACGGGACAGCGGUGGUGAGGUACUCGCGGCUGAAAGACGGCAACCACACCUUGGCUGUGUGCGCGGGUGCGGGACGACCACCAACAACAACAACAACAACAACCUGCGCCACCUACGCCUGGGAUGUUGACACGGUUGCUCCGACGGCGUCCGUGAAGGCGGAGGCGGGGUUCACGAGCGGAUCCAACGUGUCGGUGCUCGUCUCCUUCUCCGAGCCCUGCCCCGGCGGAGGCGGAUUCACCUGCAACGCCACCUACUGCCAUCUGAGCGUGUACGGUCCCGGGCGCGUGGAUCCGUCGAGUCUUCAGGUCCUCCGCCCUGCCCUGCAAUACUCCGUCCACGUCACCAUCCCGCCGGAGUUGCUCUAUGGCCGCCUCAUUCUCGUCAUGGCCAAGGGCUUCUGCACCGAUGCUGCCGGCCACCACUUCAUCAGAACCGCCAACUCUACCUUCACCCUGCGCUUCGACAGACGGAGCGACUCGAUGAACAUCGGCAGCAGCAUCCCUGAGAAGCUGCUUCAGAUCGAGGGCGCCACCAGGGUGGUGGAAGCCACCAACGACGACAAGGACCUCAGGGUAUACCUCUCCUUCGCUGAACCCGUCAUGAAUUCUUCCUCCCAAAUCCUCGCCGCUCUCACCGCCACCGAUGCCAUUCUCACGCCAACCAACCGAAGCACGCUCGGGAAUCGCCGCUUUGGAUACCUCGUUAAGAGGACAUCCAACACCGCCGUUGUCACUGUUUCCUGUGACGGGAAUUCCAUAAUCAGCAGACAAGGAACUCCUGUUUCUUCUUCAGAGCCAUACACUUUUCUUUACGAUAAUCAAAGGCCUUCUGUUAAGCUGGCGACAUCCACUGUCAGAACAAGUUCACGCAACAUCCCGGUUUUGAUAAAGUUUGCAAAGCCUGUCUUCAACUUCACUUCCUCUGCGGUGCAGGUUUCCGGGGGCAAUCUCCUCAGCUUCCAUGAAGCUAGUAAGAGCAUAUACACAGCGCAGAUACAGGCGGUUGAUAAUCUGGUUUCGGUCCACGUCGCCGAGAACUCUGCUCAGGACGUUGCAGGAAAUACCAACUUACCGUCAGAUCGUCUGGAAGUGAGGCAUUAUUCUGUUCCUGCAUCAUCAUCAUCGAUCGCGAUCGUGACGACGGUAAUUUUUACAGCAACCGCAGCAUUCGCCACGCUGCUGACUGUUUCAACAUCGUCGCUACUGGCAUCAGGUGUCAUCCAGAGGCCGCCUUCUUACCUCGUAUCCGAGCCAUCACGAAAUCUCUUGAGAAUGGCGUGCCACAUUCAGGUAUUCGCGCUGUCGCGAUGGCUGUCGAUAAAUCUGCCGGUGGAGUACUACGAGCUGAGCAAGGGGCUGGAGUGGAGCAUCCCUUACAUGCGCCUCCCAUGGGAAGGCCCCUCUGCCGAUCCUUUCGUCGGCUACUCCACCAUGCCCGCCAUCGCCUACUCCGAGAUGCUCGACCGCACCGCUCUCGCCGCCGACGUCCUCCGCCGCCCUCCUGCAGCUCCAGGAGUUGCAAUGGCCAUGCCGUCGACGUCGCCAUUGGACGGCAAGCCUCUCACCGCCAUGGAGUACCGGUAUCUGUUCGAGAACCAGGACAUGAAGCCCGAGGCGCAGAUCAUCAUGAAGCUGCAGGAUCUGGACGGAUGGAAGUACUUCUUCAGGAACAUCUUCUGGCUGGCCGUCAUCGCUGCCGCCUUCCUGCUGCUGCACGCCACCCUCCUCCUCUACCUCAAGCUGCGCCACAGGCACAGCCACACACACGUCGGUGCGCUCGUGUUCCCCAGGCUGGAGCUGAUGCUCGUCAUCCUCGCCAUGCCCUGCGUGUCCCAGGCGUCGGCGGCGCUGAUCCGAGGCGGCACAACGGCGGGGCUGGCCGUCGGGAUCGUGCUGACGGGGGUGCUAACGGCGUUCCUGGUAGCGCUGCUGCUGUUCCUGUCGCUGGGCGUCACCACGGGGAGGCUGCUGCAGUACAAGGAGGUGCACCAGGAGGGGCGGGAGUACCACUGGUACCAGGAGAUUGUUCGCCGGACGCUGGGACCCGGCAAGCGUGGACAGUGGACGUGGAAGGACCCCGCCCGCACCGCCUGCCUCGUCAAGCUCGGCCCGCUCUUCGAGGACCUGCGCGGCCCGCCCAAGUACAUGCUCUCGCAGAUCGCCGGCGGCAGCGGCGGCAAGCGCGCGGCGGAGCGGAUCAUCGUGUCCGACGACGAGAACGAGGACGCCGAGGCGCCGUUCCUGCAGAAGCUGUUCGGCAUACUGCGGAUCUACUACACGUUCCUGGAGUCGGUGAAGCGGGUGGCGCUGGGGAUCGUGGCGGGCGCGCACGCGUCGUCGGACCACUCGUCGCGGGCGCACGCCGUGGUGGUGCUCGCCAUCGCCUCCUUCCAGCUCUUCUUCAUGGUGCUCAAGAAGCCCUUCAUCAAGAAGCGGGUGCAGCUGGUGGAGAUCGUGGCGGUGGCAAGCGAGGUGUUGGUGUUCGCCGCAUGCCUUCGGCUGGUGGACAGCGGGGGCAGCGCCGUGGCGGAGGGGAGCGGGGUAGGGCUGGCCAUGCUGACGGUGUUCGCGGUGGCGUUGGCGGCGCAGGUGUGCAACGAGUGGAACGCGCUGUACCGGCAGGUGCGGCUGCUGAGCUCGGACAGGAGGUCGUUCGUGGAGGGCGCGAAGGCGGCGUGGGUGGGGCUGCUGCUGCUGGUGCUGCCGUCGUCGGCGCUUGGAGAGCAGCUGGAGAAGAUGAAGAAGCAGCAGGAGCAGCCGGAGGCAGUGGCACUGGGUGGUGGUGGUGGUGGCACGGAGAGGUCGUGGCUGGGGCAGCUGAGGGAGAUGGCCAAGGCGAGCUUCAGCAAGGAGGGACAGGGAGGGGAGGCGGAGGCGUCGGGGAGCAGAGCAAAGGGUGGGAGCCGGAGCAUGUCGUCGGUGGCGUCGUCGUCGGACUCCAAGGCGAAGGGACCCGAGAACUCGCAUUCGCAGUGGAGCUCCAAGUCCAAGGGACUCUACAAGGAUCUUGAGGCCAUCUUCUCCAACAGGUAGCAGAUGGGUACGGCAGCAGCUACAAUAUAUACUAUGUUCUUCGUGUAUGUAUAUGUACUAGUAUAGCAAUCAAUCAUUCAAUGUAUGCAAGACGAUCAAUCCAGCGAUGAAGCUGGUGAUGUCCCUCUUCUUCCCUGUCCACUACAGAGCAACCAGAGUGCACAACUUCACCUUCAUCU
Molecule: messenger RNA, 4002 nt
Organism: Oryza sativa Japonica Group (Japanese rice)
Lineage: Eukaryota; Viridiplantae; Streptophyta; Magnoliopsida; Poales; Poaceae
Source: RefSeq, a predicted model, not a curated record